ACACACACACACACAGCAUGGCGGCCGUCUCUCCUCCGGUCUUCGUCCUCUUCCUCGUCGUGCUGUCAGGGACGUCCUGCUUCAAGGUGUGGGAAGGGGGCAUGGCCUCGCUCACCUGUCAGUACUCGGUCCGGCGUUUGGGGCGGAGCCGGGUCUGCUGGGGGCGGAGCUGCGGAACGUUCUGGUGCCGAGACCUUUUACUGCAGAGCGACGAGAACGGGGUCGUGUCAAAGGUGUCGGAGCGGUACCGGCUCAGUGGGGCGGUUCUGGACGGGCAGAUGGAUCUGGACAUCCUGGACGUUCAGAGGACGGACAGCGGGCCGUACUGCUGCCGGGUCGAUAUCCACGGCCUCUUCAACGACAAAAAGGUCAUCAUGAACCUGAGGGUGGUCAAAGCUCCGGUCACCACCUCUCCAACAACAACAACAACAGGAACCAGUCAGGUGACCACAGUGAACUGGAGGUCGCUGCUGUCGUCUCAGCUGGAUCUCCUGAGGAGGAACUCGACCUCCGACCCCGACGCCUUCACAUCUGAGACGAGAGUCCCUGUGGUCUCGCUCUCCGUCGUCCUGCUGAUCGUCUUCGCCUCCAUCUUCCUCUUCCUCGCCUUCAGACGCGGAGUGCACAGACGGGCCUUCAGCGGCGGAUGCUUCUCGGAGGAGGAGGAGCCUCCGCACAUCAUCUACGAGAUCCGGCUGAGGAGGCCUCUGCAGGAGAACGUCUACACGCUGGAUUAAAAUCAUUCAUAUUUAAUAAAAAGCAACAAAACCUCUCA
Molecule: messenger RNA, 775 nt
Organism: Trematomus bernacchii (emerald rockcod)
Lineage: Eukaryota; Metazoa; Chordata; Actinopteri; Perciformes; Nototheniidae
Gene: timd4
Product: T cell immunoglobulin and mucin domain containing 4
Exons: 8
Coding region: 18-737 (239 amino acids)
Source: RefSeq, a predicted model, not a curated record